Molecule: messenger RNA, 1443 nt
Organism: Myzus persicae (green peach aphid)
Lineage: Eukaryota; Metazoa; Arthropoda; Insecta; Hemiptera; Aphididae
Product: MAPK/MAK/MRK overlapping kinase-like
Exons: 3
Coding region: 1-1443 (480 amino acids)
Biological process (GO): intracellular signal transduction; protein phosphorylation
Cellular component (GO): cytoplasm; nucleus
Molecular function (GO): protein serine/threonine kinase activity; ATP binding
Source: RefSeq, a predicted model, not a curated record
AUGUCACCUGUACAACUAUCUAAUAAAGACAAUUCUAAUAAUUUUUAUUCUGAAUUUGAUCUUAAGAAAACAAUUGGAAAGGGCACUUUUUCCGAAGUAUGGUUAUGUGUGCAACGAAACAGUGGACGAGAAUAUGCGGCAAAAAUAUUGAAAAAAAAUUAUGGACAUUCAGUACUGAACGCUGACACAUGGAACGCCAUAUCCGAAGUUAAUGUAGCAAACUCGGUGGGAAAACAUCCGUUCUUACUUAUGCUAGAAAGUGCAUACCAUGAAAGAGAAACGGGAAAAAUUAUUUUAGUGUCAGAAUUGAUGAAAAAAUCAUUAUAUGAUAUUAUAGAAAACGGAGAAUGUCCACUAUCAGAAUAUAGAAUUAAAACUUAUAUGUAUCAAAUGUUGGAAGGCUUAAGGUAUUUGCACGAGAAUGGCUUUAUUCAUAGGGAUAUCAAGCCAGAAAAUAUUUUGCUGAGAUCUCGGGACAGAUUAUUAAAGAUUGGUGAUUUUGGAACCACUUGUCAUGCCACUGAUGGCCAUCCGUAUACAGAAUACGUGGCAACUAGAUGGUACCGCUCACCUGAAUGCUUGUUGACACGAGGUUGGUACAAUUCAAAGAUGGAUAUUUGGGCAACGGGAUGUGUACUUUAUGAAAUAGCUACCGGUCAUCCGUUGUUCGAUGGUCGAGACGAAAAUGACCAGAUGGAAAAGGUUGACCGGGUAUUAGGCUCUCCAGACCAAAGAUUAACUAAUAAAUUUAAAAAACAUAAAUCUGAUGUGUUCGUUGCUCGAUACGAAAUUAAUAAACAAAAUGAAAGAACCUCUGGAAUUGGCUUGCAUUCAGUGUACCAACCAUACCGCCCGGCAUAUGAAUUAAUCAAAGAUAUGAUAGUUUAUGAUCCAUCCAAGAGGUAUUCAGCUGAUCGAUUAUUACGAAAGUCGUACUUUUAUGACAUUAAGAAUACUGACUAUGAAAAUAAAAUGAAUGAGUUUGAAAAAUUGCUCAGAAAUAAAGCAAUAAAUAACUUAUCCAAGAUAGAUCAAGAAUCGAACACAACAAUAUACAGGCAGUCUUCGAUAAUUAAAAAACAAGGUCCUGGCGGAGACCGUAUACAAAACUUGAAGACACAUUCUGUAAAUGCUGAAACAUUUGAUAGAUUAUCUGCAGAAAUAAAUCAGAAAAUUGAUCAACCAAAAUUGGAGAAAAGAAAGUCGAAUUCGCACAAAAUAUUAUGUCCAAAGACCAAUAUAAAAAAAACUAUUAUCCCAGAACUUGAAAAUAUCCGCCAUGGAAAUCGAAAUCAAAAUACACAUAAUAUAUUUUCAAAGGACAAUACAAAAGAUAUUUCUCCAUCAAAACAAAUAUUGACAACCUCAAUAUCGACAUUAAACAAAGGGUCGGUAGUAAAAAAUGUUAGAAAUAAAUUUGUCAACCGUCCACCGUUCAAAUGA